This is a messenger RNA of Salvelinus sp. IW2-2015, 2676 nucleotides long. The record is from RefSeq and is a predicted model, not a curated record. Lineage: Eukaryota; Metazoa; Chordata; Actinopteri; Salmoniformes; Salmonidae.
AUGCGAAACCUGACGCCCAUCGUCACGCACUAUCUCGAUCACCUCAUAGCUCACCCCAUCUCCACCUUACUGCAUCCGAUCCUAUUCCUACCUCACCCCCACCUCAACCCACUCACCUCUGAUCCUCCUCGGCCACCUCACCCCAUCUCACCCUGCCCUCAUUCCUGCCUCAACCCCGACCUCACCCAUCUCAAGCUACCUCCACCCCAAUCUUCACACCUGCCUCAUCCUACCUCACCCUAUACCUCACCCCACUCACCGCAGGCCUCAUCCACCUACGCAGCUGUCAACCAUCCAUCUCACCCUGGCCGUCAUCCUACCUCACGCCAAUCUAAACCCUGCCUUACCACCUCCCGAUCUCAAGCUAUCAACCCACCAUCUCACUGUCACCUACUCACCCAUCUCACCCUCUCAUCUACACCCAUCUGCCACUCCUGCCUCAUCACCAUAGCCUCACCCAUCUCAACAACCUCACCUCCCCGCCUGCCUCGCACUCCUAUCUCUCACCCCAUCUCAACACCUCCUGCCCUCCUAUCCUACCCGAUCUUCAGCCUUCCAACCUCCCCACACCCCCAUCUCAAACUGCCUCAUCCUGCCUCAGGCCACCUCACCCCAUCUCAACCGCCUCAUCUCGUGCCUCACCCCACCUCACCCCAUCUCAACCUACCUCAACCCAUCUCACCCUGCCUCAUCCUACCUCACCCACCUCACCCUGGCCUCAUCCUACCUCACCCCCCUCACCCUGGACCUCAAUCCAUGCCUCACCCCACCUCACCCCAUCUCAACCGACCAUCACCCCAUCUCACCCUGCCUCAUCCUACCCACCCCACCUCCCCUGCCUCAUCUGCCCUCACCCCACCUCCCCCAUCUCAACCUACCUCACCCCAUCUCAACUGGCCUCAUCUCCACCGUCCACCCCAUCUCAACCUACCUCCCCCUCUCACCCUGGCCUCAUCCUCCUCACCCCACCUCACCCCAUCUCAACCUACCUCACCCAUCUCACCCUGCCUCAUCCUACCUCACCACACUCCCCCAUCUCACUACCUACACCCAUCUACCCACCUCACCCUACCUCACCCCAUCUCACACCCUGCCUCAUCCUACUCACCCACCUCACCUGCCUCAUCUACCUCCCGCCCAUCCACCCUGCAUCAUCCUACCUCCCGCCCAUCUCACCCUGCCAUCAUCCUACCUCACCCCAUCUCACCCUGCCUCAUCCUACCUCACCCCAUCCUCAACCUGCUCAUCCUGCUCAGGCCACCUCAACCCCAUCUCAACCUGCCUCAUCCUGCUCACCCCACCUCACCCCAAUCUCAACCUACCUCACCCCAUCUCAACCCUGCCUCAUCCUACCUCACCCACCUCACCCUGCUCAUCCUGCUCACCCCACCCACCCAUCUCAACCACCUCACCCCAUCUCACCCUGCCUCAUCCUACCUCACCCAUCUCAACCUAACCGUCCCCCAUCUCACCCUGCCUCACCUCCCUCACCCGCACCUCACCCAUCUCAACCUACCUCACCCCAUCUCACCCUACCUCAUCCUACCUCACCACAACCUCACCCAUCUCAAACCUACCUCACCCCAUCUUACCCUACCUCAACCUACCUCACCCACCUCACCUACCUCAUCCUAUCUCACCCUACGUCACCCUAACCUCAACCCAUCCACCCUGCCUCAUCCUACCUCACCCACACCUCCCCCAUCUCAACCUACCUCACCCCAUCUUCCCUCCUCAUCUACUCAUCCCAUCUCACCCCUCACCCAUCUCACCCUGCCUCAUCCUACGUCACCCCACCUCACCCCAUCUCAACCUCCUCAUCCUGCCUCAAGGCCCAUCACCUCACCCACACCUGCCUCAUCCUGCUCACCCCACUCACGCCCAUCCUCAACCCUACCCUCACCCCAUCUCACCCUGCCUCAUCCUACAUCACACCCACCUCACCUCAUCUCACCUCUGCUUCAUCCUACCUCUCACCCCAUCUCACCCUGCCUCAUCCUACCUCACCCCAUCUCACACUCCUCACCACCUCACCCCAUCUCACUGCCUCAUCCUACUCACCCCAUCUCACCCUGCCUCAUCCUACCUCACCCCAUCUCACCCUGCCCUCAUCCUACCUCACCCCAUCUCACCCUGCCUUCAUCCUACCUCACCCCAUCUCAACCUACCUCCCCAUCUCACCCUGCCUCAUCCUACCUCACCCCCACCUCACCCCAUCUCAACCUACCUCCCCAGCCCCUCCUCCUCAUCACAUACCUCACCGCACUCUCACCCUGCCUCAUCCUUCACCCCACCUCACCCCAAUCUCAACGCCUACCUCCCAGCCCCCUCGACCAACAACCUGCCUCAUCCCUGCUACCCCCUCAACCCCAUCUCAACCUCCUCACCCAUCUCACACCCGUCUCUCAUCCUUACCUCAACCCACCUCACCCUGCCCAUCCUACUCAACCUCACCUCACUGCCCACACCUCUCACCCUCCCUCACCCUCCAACUACUCACCCCAUCUCCCAAUGCCUCAUCCUACCUCACGCCCACCUCACCCUGCCUCAUCCUGCCUCAACCCCACCUCACCCCAUCUCACACUACCUCACCACCAUUCUCACACUGCUCAUCCUACCACACCCCAUCUCAACUACUCUAUCCCAUCUAGCCCUUAUCCAUCUUUCUUCCCAUGA